Episyrphus balteatus (marmalade hoverfly) is the source of this 2240-nucleotide messenger RNA. RefSeq lists its product as uncharacterized. The record is from RefSeq and is a predicted model, not a curated record. Bases 1312 to 1968 code for a protein of 218 amino acids. The transcript is spliced from 3 exons. NCBI's taxonomy places the organism in Eukaryota, Metazoa, Arthropoda, Insecta, Diptera, Syrphidae.
CAAUUUCACAUUUUUUAUGUUAUUUUUUGCGAUCAAAAAGAAAUAUUUAAUUCAGUCUUCGAACACUAAUUCUUGGUUCACUAGGGUCAUGGUAUAAGAAGGCAAGGUAUGAUCAUUAGUGUCGCCAUCUUACAAAAUGGAGUAAUAAGUUUUUGACGUUUAAUUUGACAAAGUCAAAAGCAACAACAAUUUCCAAGACAAAUUUGUUAACAACAAUUUCAAUGGGCAGCUGUCAAAAACUUAAGAAGCCAUUUUUAAGUUUUGACAGUUCUCGAUACUGAGUUUUUUCUAAUGAUCAUACCUUCUCUUUUUUUACCAUGCAGUAGGGUGCCAACAAAAUAGAAAUAUGUAUAAAAUAUAAAAAAACAAACAUUUUUAGAAUUUUUGGAAUCAGCAUUAAAAAAUACCUAGAAAUCAUGUGUCAUAUUAGUUAUAAUACCACCGUGUAUUUUAGCUAAUUUUGAAAAUCUCUAUUUCGAGCUUUGACCUUGAGAAUCACGACUUGCGGACAUGAGAUUUUUCUAGACUUCUAUUAGCAUUCAUUCCGAGGUUAAACCCUUAUUUGACUGGAUUAAUACAUUUCCAAUUUUUCAAGAUGAAUAAUAAUUUGUAGAAGUACUUUGUAUUAAUACUUUUACAUUUCUUUAAAUAUCAACGCAUUAUAAAAAAAAUAAUUUCAAAUCUAUCUUGAUCUUUCUAUCUUGAUAAACGUCAAAUUUUAACCAGCAUUUUAACGCAAUUCGCACACGGCCUAUAGAUUAAGACCUUACAUAUUUAUAACUGUAUGUUUUGUAGAAAAAAAAACAAAAUAACUUAAAACUUUUUUUCUCUUCUCAUUAUGUACCUAUAUCAAUUUUUUAGUUUGAAAAGUUAAAAAAAAUUACACCAUAGAAAGGCUUACAAAUUUUCUUAAAGAAUAAAUCAGUAUUAGACACAAACAAAAGCCAUAAAACUAGAAAUAAGCUAGAUACCUAGACACUAGACACAAUUGAACUAUAUAAAUAUUCUUCUCCUUAAUUGAAAAGGAUUUCUAGUUUUCUAGUAUACCAAAAAUACGACUUCCUGGAAAGAAUACAACAGGUAGGUAAUGUACACCUAAGUUGAUUAGCUAAAUUUUUUAAAUUUUGAAACGCUGGAAAUGUUUGCAAUUAUUGAGUUUUCCUGGAAGGUAAACAAGCAAAUAAUGAAUGUAGGUAGAAGUUCUCCUUUGAAUAUAAUUUUGGUGUUUGAGUUUAGUAUUUUAAAAUAUUCCGACCAGUACAGGUCAAAUAUAAGUUCCAACAAAACUGUUCAACAACUUGCUAUUAAAACAUGGGCCUUAAAACUUUUGUGAUGUUUAUGGUUUUAAAGAUAAGCAUAGCUUCUCAUCCAGUAAUUUUUCAAAAAGAUAACUCAGUAAUUGCUACUGAGUCUAUAAAAGUAUUGUUACCGCAACAUCAUAAUAUUAUUGACGUUAAAUAUCCAAAUUACGAAGUUGUGACAAAUCUAGCAUCAGAGACAUUGAAGGCUGACAGUCUUCCUGCUGAUUUAAUAGAAAUUGCUGCAACUAAAUUGGGAAUCAGGAAUUUAAAUGAAAUUCCCAGCUUAAGCGAACUCGGUGAUCUUUUAGGCACUACAUCUAGUGAAGAAACUAUUGAAACUAUUCGCGAGUUAACCGCAACUGAAAGUGGAAUUGACUUAAUUAAAGCAUUUAUUGAAUCCUCGGAUUACACGGACCAUACAGUAGAUAAAGAAGCACACGUUCAAGCUGAAGUUAACACAUCAAAAACUUCCCUGGUAACAAUUCUGCUUACUGAAACUGCUCGGAAGGAUUUAGAUAUCAUUAAAAACGUUUUGUCUUCUCAACAGAAUGAUUUGGGAUUUUUUCAACGCGUGUCUUCCUUUCUGAAUAUAUUUGAUUUAUUCCCCCGAAAUACUAAAAUUGCUGUUCCUGAAGUUGGAAGAAAAAGUGCAUCAAAUAAAUCAUGAAUCUCAUUAUCAACGUUAUUCUAAGCUACAACCAAUCCCGCUUAAGAACCAUCUUUCAAAUUCAUUCCCAGUUCCCUAUAGUCCAGAUGCUUCUAGCUCUACUUUGGCGACUCUCACGCAUCGGACGAUAAAAGAAGAUAAUAGGCUUUUGCCUGAGAUGAAUUUUUAAACCAUAAUAGAGAAAAACGAUUAUUAUUAUUGAGUUAUAAUAUACAGACAAAUUUUCUUAUAAAUAUCAACAUACCAAUAUUAAAAUAAAAUUUAUAUGGAAA